Messenger RNA from Syngnathus acus (greater pipefish), 1306 nucleotides. RefSeq names its product SUMO1 activating enzyme subunit 1 (gene sae1). The record is from RefSeq and is a predicted model, not a curated record. Bases 128 to 1177 code for a protein of 349 amino acids. The transcript is spliced from 9 exons. Gene Ontology annotation, cellular component: cytoplasm; SUMO activating enzyme complex. Gene Ontology annotation, biological process: protein sumoylation. Lineage: Eukaryota; Metazoa; Chordata; Actinopteri; Syngnathiformes; Syngnathidae. Gene Ontology annotation, molecular function: SUMO activating enzyme activity.
UUCACAUGACGUCAUCACUCAGCGCCAAUUCAGCGGGACCAUCGCGACUUUUGAAACAAUCGGCGGUGUAGCUUGAUCGAACGAUCACACUUUUAAAGCGGUUUCUCUUUUCUGUAAGAGGCCUGACAUGAUCGAUAUGAUCGAGAAGGAGGACCCGAUCAUCACCGAGGAAGAGGCGGCUCAGUACGAUCGCCAGAUUAGACUUUGGGGGUUGGAUGCCCAGAAGAGACUACGUGGAUCCAGAGUUCUCCUGGCAGGUUUAGGUGGUUUGGGGGCAGAGGUAGCCAAGAAUUUGAUCUUGGCCGGAGUGAAAGGACUCACUUUGUUGGAUCAUGAAAAGGUGACGGAGGAGUCUUGUCGAGCCCAGUUCCUGGUACCUGUGACUGAGCAGGGCCGGAAUCGAGCUGAGGCGUCCCUGGAGCGUGCUCAGAACCUCAACCCCAUGGUGGAGGUGCUCGCUGACACGGACAGAAUAGAAGACAAACCUGACACUUUCUUCCUGCAGUUCAAUGCGGUUUGUCUGACGGGCUGCUCUAAAGACGUGAUGGUGCGCGUGGACCAGCUGUGCUCACAGCAUAACAUCCUGGUCUUCUGUGGUGACGUCCACGGUUACUACGGUUACAUGUUCUGCAACCUCGGACCUGAGCACAACUACGUAGAGGAGAAACCCAAAGUGGUGAAGAAGUCCCCAGGAGACUCCAAUGAUGGUCCCGAAGCCAAAAAGGUCAAAGUGGACCCCAAUGAGACCACCAUGGUGAAAAAGACGUCCAAGUUCUGCAGGCUGAAGGAAGCUCUGGAUGUGGACUGGACCAACGACAAGGCCAAAGCAGCCCUCAAGCGCACGCCUGUUGACUACUUUCUGCUUCACGUGUUGCUGAAGUUCCGCACGGACAAAGGCAGAGACCCCGACCCACAACGCUUUGCAGAGGACAGCCAACUGCUGAGUCAGAUCCGCCAGGACGUCCUGGAGAACUUGGGGGUAGGCAGGGACCUACUCAAUGACGAUUUUAUCAGUUUUUGCUUCUCAGAGAUGUCACCUGUGUGCGCAGUUGUGGGAGGAGUGCUCGGACAAGAAAUUGUGAAGGCUCUGUCCCAGAGAGACGCUCCACAUCGCAACUUCUUUUUCUUUGACGGCCGCAAAGGAAACGGCAUGGUGGACUAUUUUGGACCCAACUGAGUGUGUGAAGAUGGGCUCAUCCUACCAGCUAUCCAUCGCUCAUCUAAUAGCAUUUAUUUAUGGCAUAACCCAUCGUUCUUUUGACAUUUUCCUACUUUUGCUAAUAAAAAAAUAUGCUUCAGAAAAGUA